AUGACGACAUAUUUCAGAUUGGUGAAGGGUGCUACCAAGAUCAAGUCGGCCGCGCCCAAACAGAAGUAUUUGGACCCGAUCUUGUUGGGGACGGGCAGCGAAGAGGACUUUCACGAGAUCGUGAAGGCUUUGGAUUCCCGAAUUAAUGACACCGCAUGGACCAUUGUUUACAAGACUUUGAUAGUGGUGCACCUGAUGAUGAGGGAGGGUGAUAAAGACGUUGCGUUGCGGUACUACUCCAGGAGGCUGGAAUUCUUCGACAUUCAUAAUCUCCGUGGCUCUAAUGGCAGUGCGUCUGCAGAUAUGAGGGCGCUUGACCGUUACGAUAGCUAUCUGAAGGUCAGAUGUAGAGAGUUUAGUAAAAUUAAAAAGGACUACGUGAGAGACGGCUACCGGACGMUGAAGUUGAAUGGCAGCAACUACGGCAACUCCAAAAACAAGCAACAAUGUAUUGACGUUGCGCUAGAUCAUGUGGAGUCGUUGGAGGCGCAAAUCCAGGCCUUGAUCAAAAACAAGUACACGCACUUUGAUUUGAAUAGCGAAUUGAUCAUAUGCGGGUUCAAGCUGCUGAUCCAGGACCUGUUGGCUCUCUACAAUGCCCUUAACGAAGGUAUAAUAACGCUAUUAGAGUCCUUUUUCGAACUGUCUCAUCAUAACGCAGAAAGGACUUUAGAUUUAUACAAGACGUUUGUUGACUUGACCGAACAUGUGGUGAGGUACUUGAAGAGCGGUAAGAGUGCGGGCUUGAAAAUUCCCGUUAUCAAACACAUCACUACGAAGCUGGUUAGAUCCCUAGAAGAGCACCUAAUCGAGGACGAUAAAACCCACAACACUUUUGUACCGAUCGACAAUUCUGAAGGCAGUAUUGGCUCAGCGGCGCCCAAGUCAAUUGCGCAGGCAAGGCUGGAACAAAUUCGCGAACAAAAGAGGAUAUUGGAGGCACAGUUGAAGAAUGAACAGGUAGCGAUAUCUCCUGCCGUCACCACAGCGACGACAGCCCAACCAUACAACCCAUUCGGGACAGACCCCUCCAUGCAUGCUAAGAUGCAAAUGGCGGGAGCUAAUCAAGUCCAACAAACCGUCAACAAUCCGUUUUUAGUUCAAACGCAACCACAGCCACAAGCUGCCCGCACAGAACCUGUAACUCUCAACGCUACACAGUAUGUAAUGACUCAACCCAUUAUGAACGCGACUCCGGCACAAGAAUCUGGUGUAAGCGCACAGCAAACAGGCUAUUAUUCUAUCAAUAACCACCUGACCCCCACAUUCACGGGUGCAGGAUUUGGAGGGUAUUCUGUUUCGCAAGGCACGACCUCUGGUCCCAAUCAACAAGUCGUUAAAGCACAAACUGGUUCGAACAACCCAUUUGCACUACACAACACUGCGACCGUCGCAGUGGGAAACUCUACACAGGAACCUACUUUGCCAAAUCUGUUUUCGCAAAACACUGAUCUACCACUACAGCAACAAGUAAUAAGUAAUCCCUUCCAAAACCAGACCCAACACAUCCAGCAGCAGCAGCAGCAGCAGCAACAACAACAACAACAACAGAAAAUACCUCCGCACGCAAUAAACAACGUUAUGACGACUCCGACGAGCAUGCAGGGGUCUAUGAACGUAUUACAACGUUUUGAUAAUGCGGAAUCUUUGCCUCAAUACACCCAGCAACCGCUACAACAACCGCUACAACAACCACAACAGCAGCAGGGCUAUUUUGCACCCGUAAACUCCACUGUCAAUCCUAUUCUAAAUAAUGCGGGUAUUGUCCAACCGCAGACUGUUCCAUUCUACCCCUCACAGCAACAGCAGCUGCAGCAACCACAACAAGGGUUGCGAAACCAGUACACGAGCAGCAACUUUAAUCUAAUUGAUAUGUGA
Saccharomyces eubayanus is the source of this 1878-nucleotide messenger RNA. RefSeq names its product Yap1801p. The transcript has a single exon. NCBI's taxonomy places the organism in Eukaryota, Fungi, Ascomycota, Saccharomycetes, Saccharomycetales, Saccharomycetaceae. The record is from RefSeq and is a predicted model, not a curated record. Gene Ontology annotation, biological process: clathrin coat assembly; vesicle budding from membrane; clathrin-dependent endocytosis. Gene Ontology annotation, molecular function: SNARE binding; 1-phosphatidylinositol binding; phosphatidylinositol-4,5-bisphosphate binding. Gene Ontology annotation, cellular component: clathrin-coated pit; clathrin-coated vesicle. Bases 1 to 1878 code for a protein of 625 amino acids.